AUGAGCAAGCUCGAUAGUUUGGUUAUCCCAAACUAUUUCGCUCAGCGCAAUCAGGGCAAAACCUCUUUGCUACGUGGUCCAUUGCCAAAGGUCCUCCCGGCUUUCGAUCUCUCUGCCGCCAACGAGCUCUACAAACAGACCCAUCGUGCCGAUGCCUUCCAAGACGCCGAAGCGAGCUAUAUCAUACCCGAACAAGCCGAACAGACACUCCGCCGACGAUUCUUCCCUGAGCCCCAAGGUUACUUCGAAUUAUCUGCGGACGCUUGCGAAGAUGGUGCCUGUGAGCUAGAUAGCGGUGGCUAG
This is a messenger RNA of Microdochium trichocladiopsis, 303 nucleotides long. RefSeq lists its product as uncharacterized. Bases 1 to 303 code for a protein of 100 amino acids. The transcript has 2 exons. Lineage: Eukaryota; Fungi; Ascomycota; Sordariomycetes; Xylariales; Microdochiaceae. The record is from RefSeq and is a predicted model, not a curated record.